GGAAAUAAAACUGUGAAAGAAACAUUUUCCUUCACUGGCUUCAGUAUGACCUGUUGAUACGAUCGUGCCCCUUGUUUCAACUGCAGUCCCUCGGCCAAUACUUAUACACUAAGUGAUAGUUUCUCUUUGCCAUGAAUUAUGGCAUCUAACCAGCCCGACAGUAUAGUUCCCAAUCCUGACGUUAUCAAUCGAACAACAAGAAAUGAGAAAUUGCCCCUUUUGAACAAGACGCCGAGUGUCAUCAGCCAGGUCAGUGUCCUGAACGAAUUCCCGGACGAAGCAUUUACAGCUAUUGUACGAAAUGUGGAGAAGGCAAUCGAGGACGGAAUUCUACCUGAGAGAAUCGCCCAGGGAAGCAGUGGAAGUUAUUUUGCCAAAGAUGUGAAUAGGGAAACUGUGGGUGUUUUCAAGCCCCGCGAUGAAGAGCCAUAUGGUGCUGCAAAUCCCAAGUGGACGAAGUGGUUGCAGAAACAUUGCUGUCCUUGCACGUUUGGACGAGGCUGUCUUGUGCCCAACCUCGGGUACCUAUCAGAAGCCGGAGCAAGCAUAGUGGACGAGAAACUUGGUCUAGAUAUUGUGCCAACAACGAAGGUUGUGUAUUUGGCUAGUGGAUCAUUUCACUACUCCACCUUUGACCGGGCAGCAACCGGUGCUCGUCAGCUUGCAUCAGAGACGCUACCAAGCCGAAUACGCCAUCAUGUCAAGACUGGCCUUCCAUUGAAGGAGGGUUCAUUUCAGCUAUUUGUCAAAGGGUACCGUGAUGCUGAGUACUGGCUGAGACAGUUUGAUAGUGAGCCACUUAGUACUGAGAUUUCCAAUAAUUUUCAACUGCUCUUCGAGAAGCUAGUCUGCUUGGAUUACAUUAUUCGCAACACAGAUCGAGGAAACGAUAACUGGCUUAUUCGCUAUGAGAGAGCAAGAUCAACAACGGUUUCCGAUCCUGAGGACAGGGGUACUGAGCUGCAUGAAGUCUCCCCGGAUGAGGAUGACAUUGAUUACUGCAUGGUUUCGCACGGUGCUAUCUCUGUGGCAGCAAUAGACAAUGGGCUGGCAUUCCCCUUCAAGCACCCUGACUCUUGGCGGGCAUUUCCCUACCAUUGGGCUUGGCUGCCACAAGCAAAAAAGCCGUUUAGCAAAGCAACAAUCGAUUGGAUUCUUCCGAAAAUUUCGUCACAUAAAUUCGUGGACGAGUUGGUGGAGGAACUCCAGGCUCUGUUCAAGAUUGAUACCAGCUACAGUCCAGGCUUGUUUCAACAGCAGAUGUCUGUCAUGCGUGGUCAGAUCUUGAAUUUAGAGAAGGCAUUUCGAGACAGGAUGUCACCAUGGCAGCUGGUACAUCUGGCCAGUUGUACAGUGGACCGGGAGAGUGCUGUGACUGGCGAAGCCAAGAUUCAUCUGCGUACUCCCGUCUUCAGUUGUUGGUAGUCCUCACGAAUUGUGCACCGCCUAGCACCCCUCUACGUGCGCUUGCUGCUGCUGCUUCCAUCACUACUACUGCCGCUGCUGCUGCUGCUUGUGCAAACCUGCAAGGUCGUACUUACUGGUAAAAUGUAUCAGUUAUUCCACUCUUCCAAGCAUCUGCAGCUAGUGGACAGCGGGCAUCUGGGAACAGGAUUCUAUGGGCUUCUACUUCAGCUGCCUGUGAAGCCACGGUGAACCUGGCGACUAACUUAGAUCUGUUUCGCCUUCUACCGUACAUGCUCGGUUGGCACUGGCCAAUAUGCUACACGGAUUCAGGUGCAGUCGAGUUGCUGGUGCUGCUACUGCUUAUGGUGAUACAGUUGGCAUUGCCCAGUCAGUGUUCCCAAUGACCGCAUAAUUGCUCUCUCCAGGACGAUUUCAACUCAUACCUGCAGAUAGAGUGCUCUGACCGUCGUAUUCGCUUGCCAAGUGGAAGCUUGCCCCCCCCCAGCUCUUUGUUCAUUUCACACAGAGUUCAUUUUGUGGUUCUCAUUUUCCAAAAGACACCCUAUUUCAAUACAAACUUGCCGAUGGCCAUAAAAUGCUCCGUUCCUGCUGAAGUUGCUAAGCUAGCAAUCCCAUAAUUAUUGCAUAACCUUUGUGCGUGCUGCUUUGUGCAUGCUGCUUUGUGCGUGCUCGUCCACUAGACAUUGCUUUUAUUGCCUGUCCUCUUUGGCAUUUUUAUUAUAUAUGUUUUAACUCGCUCUUCGCACUGAGCUGGCCAACAGUGCUUGAUAAGUUUAUCAAAGGUGCACUGCACUAUGAUAAUGUUUCAUCUUUUAAAAUACACAAGUUUGCUCAGUUCAACACUAGCGUUAUCUUCAAUGCGAUGAUUGUCACACAAUGCGCUGGCAGCACCGGUGAUUAUCUCUAUUCUGCUUCUGGACAUCUUCUGUGUCAUGGCCAGACUUUCUUUAUAUCCGUGGCACAGCAGCUAGGCUUUUUUAUACUGUACAGCCACCCUCCCAUGGUCUGCCCACUGAGGAGACAGCCAAGCUGCACUAGUGUAACUGCCUUUACGUUUGCAUUGUCGUUUCCUUGCACUAUCUCAAUGUCAUCUGGUUUAUGACACUGUCAAUGGAUUUUUGCGUUGUUCCAGGCCAGGAGUAUGGUCUAUUAUAUUCUUCUUAGAAAACAUGCCUUCGCCUGAUUAUACGACCUUAUUGGGAUCGCACAUUUACUGAAAUGAAGUCUACAGUCAUUAUAAUUAUGCCUAUGUCUCCAGUA
Molecule: messenger RNA, 2688 nt
Organism: Sycon ciliatum
Lineage: Eukaryota; Metazoa; Porifera; Calcarea; Leucosolenida; Sycettidae
Product: phosphatidylinositol 4-kinase type 2-beta-like
Exons: 9
Coding region: 139-1425 (428 amino acids)
Biological process (GO): phosphatidylinositol phosphate biosynthetic process; endosome organization; Golgi organization
Cellular component (GO): plasma membrane; lysosomal membrane; endosome
Molecular function (GO): 1-phosphatidylinositol 4-kinase activity
Source: RefSeq, a predicted model, not a curated record